CGUGCAAUAAGAACUUCAAUAUUUCUGUGGAAGUGUUUUAUAAGCGAUUGUGUAAGGUUUUUUGUACAAUUCGACUGGUUCAGCUCGUAUCGCAAGCUCCCAUAUUAACUAAUAUAUUAAUUUAAACCGCAUCUUUCUUUGAAUAAUGGCUGUACGUGCUCAGUUCGAGGGUAAUAACGAAGUUGGCGUGUUUUCCAAACUAACCAACUCGUACUGCCUCGUGGCGAUUGGGGGAUCGGAAAACUUCUACAGUCAUACAUCUAUAGCAGGAUGCAGAAUCAUUGGAAGAAUGUGUGUUGGAAAUCGUCAUGGUCUUCUGGUGCCUAAUUCCACAACUGAUCAAGAGAUGCAACAGAUGAGAAAUUCUUUACCUGAUAGUGUAAAAAUACAGAGAAUAGAAGAAAGAUUAUCAGCAUUGGGCAAUGUUAUUGCAUGCAAUGAUUAUGUAGCAUUAGUUCAUCCAGAUCUUGACAGAGAAACUGAGGAAAUAUUAGCUGAUGUGUUGAAAGUUGAAGUAUUCCGUCAAACAAUGGCUGAUAAUGUAUUAGUUGGUUCAUACUGUGCUAUUAGCAAUCAAGGAGCUUUGGUUCAUCCACGUACUUCUGUUGAAGACCAAGACGAGUUAUCAUCGUUACUGCAAGUACCACUCGUGGCUGGUACAGUGAACCGUGGUAGUGAUAUUAUUGGUGGUGGUAUGGUAGUUAACGACUGGUGUGCAUUCUGUGGACUUGACACAACAAGUACUGAAUUAUCAGUGAUAGAAAGUGUAUUUAAACUUGGUGAUUCCCAGCCAAGCAAAGUUACAACUGAAAUGAGAGACACAUUAAUUGAAAGUAUGACGUAAGUCAACUAAACUGGAUGAUAUACUUACGAGUCUGAGAGAUUAGGAAAGAUACAACUAUUUGAAAAUGGACAAUUGUGAAAACAAGCAGCCAGCCAGAUUGAAUUGUUUAUUAUAAAUAUCAACAAUGCUGAUAGAAGUUCAGCAUUACCAACAGUGGACUAUAUUUACUAGUGCUGUACAAGUUAACUCGCACCCUCCAUAAAGAACCGUGCGUGAAGUGUGCAUAAACACAUUGUUAUCUAUUUAUGGUAGUAUUACUAUCAAAUACUUGAGACAAAAGCGCUGUGAACUGCAUUUUUUUUGAGACAAGCUUGGUUAUUAUUUUCAACUCAACAACUUUCUCUUAUAAAAGAAACACUGGUAUAUGUGUAUUGAAUCCAAUCAUGGUUAUUAAAAGUAUAAUUCAAUUUUCCUACA
This is a messenger RNA of Saccoglossus kowalevskii, 1261 nucleotides long. It is a transcript of the gene Eif6, whose product is annotated as eukaryotic translation initiation factor 6. Lineage: Eukaryota; Metazoa; Hemichordata; Enteropneusta; Harrimaniidae. Gene Ontology annotation, biological process: cytosolic ribosome assembly. Gene Ontology annotation, molecular function: ribosome binding. The record is from RefSeq and is marked validated.